This is a messenger RNA of Pecten maximus, 4578 nucleotides long. RefSeq names its product mitochondrial 2-oxodicarboxylate carrier-like. The coding region runs from base 71 to 985 and encodes 304 amino acids. Gene Ontology annotation, biological process: transmembrane transport. NCBI's taxonomy places the organism in Eukaryota, Metazoa, Mollusca, Bivalvia, Pectinida, Pectinidae. The record is from RefSeq and is a predicted model, not a curated record. The transcript has 8 exons.
UUGCGGUCAAAGUAGCAGAAGGGUGCACUUGCUUGUGGUUAAUUUUAGACAGUUUGAGUCCAAGCAAGUAAUGACGUCCACUACAAUGGACGGCAAACAAAGAAGUCCAUAUGCCUUGGCCCUUAUGCAGUUUUCUGCAGGGGGUUGUGCAGGUUUUGUGGAAGUGUCAAUCAUGCACCCUCUGGAUUUGGUAAAAACAAGAUUACAGAUCCAGCGUGGCCCUGAAGACCCUAACAGAUAUACCUCUCUGGCCGACUGUUUCCGUAAAAUGUACCGACAAGAAGGAGCCUUAUCAUUCUACAAGGGCAUACUGCCUCCUCUGAUGGCAGAGACACCAAAAAGAGCUGUCAAAUUCUUCACCUUUGAACAAUACAAAAGCAUGUUUGCAUAUGGCUCCUACCUCCCAGAAUCUGCUAUAUUCACACUGGCAGGACUAUGUUCUGGCCUAACAGAAGCAUUUGUUAUCAAUCCCUUUGAAGUUGUGAAAGUGAAAUUACAGGCAGAACGUAGCACAUUUACAGAGCAAAAGGGCACCAUAGCUACUGCCAAGGAAAUCUUAGCUCAGGAUGGCUUUGGUAAACGAGGGUUGAACAAGGGUCUCACAUCCACCCUAGGGAGACAUGGGGUCUUCAACAUGAUCUACUUCAGUUUCUACCAUAAUGUCAAGGCCAUGGUUCCUGAGUAUGAGGAUAAGAGGCUUGACCUGAUGCGAAGAUUUGCCAUUGGGUUGUGUUCUGGUGUUCUAGCUUCAUGUAUAAACAUUCCAUUUGAUGUGGCCAAAAGUAGAAUCCAAGGUCCCCAGCCCGUCCCAGGUCAAAUCAAGUACCGCACCUGCUUCGCCACAAUAAGGACUGUAUAUGCAGAGGAAGGGUUCUUAGCUCUAUAUAAAGGAUUGCUACCAAAGAUUUUAAGACUGGGACCAGGAGGUGCUAUAAUGCUGUUGGUCUAUGAAUAUGCAUUUGCCUGGAUGAAACAGAAUCUAUGAUGAUCCAGUUCUUAGUGCUAAAUAUCUCCAGUUACUUGUAAUAUGAUACUCCACAGAUUACAAAAGCCUGUUUUUUUAUAGAAUUUUAGUACAGCUGUAGUUAAACAAAUUAAGACAUGUGUUUGUCUGAAGCUGUUUGUUACCAUUCCUGUUUGUUUGUUCAAACAUUGGUUACAUCAAGUCUAAUAUAUGAAGCUGACUAAACUUAGUGUCGAAUAUGGAUGUAACCAAUUUGCAUUCAUAUGGUAUGGAUGUUUAAAAUAAAAUCUUAAAUCAUAUGCAAACUGUACGUCACUGUACCAGAUGUGGCCAAAGUAAUAGGCAGAAUUCAGAUUGCAGUUUCAGGUCAAAUUUAUCAAACCCAAUUGUUUAUAGUAUUGAAGCUUCUGUUUGGUAAAUUAAAAAUUCCUCGGACAAUCUAACAUCAGACAAAUACUUGUUUCUUUAUAUGAUAGCCUCGUGUCAUGUAAAAGAGAAAUGAGUCAAGAAGACACAAAUCCAAUAGCAUUCAUAGCCCUAUAACUAACAGUGUAUAGGGACUGCAGGGUGUAUAAAUUAUUCUGUAUGAACAUAUUGCAUAGAGGUUGUUUAUUUAUUGGAUUUUAUUUUCACUAAUAAGUCUGUCUAUAACAAAGAUGUGAGAGGUAGGAAUUAUGUCUGUAUGUAUAAUUUAUCUAUACUGUAUUUAUCCACAAUUAAGCCCCUGUCCACAAAUAAGCCCCCUUCUUCAUUUUUGCAAUAUCAUCAUUUUUUAAAUACAUUUACUAAGUAAGCUAACAGUGGUUCUCAAAUAAGCAAUUCCCAAUACUAUACCUUUAUACUAAGGAAGGGGACAUAUUGGAGAAUGAAUACGGUAUAUAUUUUUAUACCAGUAUGUUUGCGUGCAUGUGACCAUAAGAAUUUAUGUUUAGUAUAUUACAACAUACUACAAGUGUGUGAGGUGUGAGUUAAGUUAUUGGGAGGUCAGUUAAUUUUAUAGUAAACAUUAUGAAUUGAUCAAUACAGUCUGUGUAUAAAAUGUUUGAAAUAAAUAUUUAUGUACUGAUUAUGUUGAUACAAUCAAUUUUCAUUGUUUAUGGGUAGACAUGUAUUAAUUAUAACUGUGUGUCUGAAGUUUUUAUGUUGAGAGAUUCUGUGUCUGAAGUUCAUUUGUAGAGAGAUUGCUGAUUCUAUGUCUGAAGUUCAUGUGUUGAUGAAUUAUGUCUGUCUGAAGUUUAUAUAUUGAGAGAUUCUGUGUGUCUGAAGUUCAUUUGAUGAUGGAUUUUGUGUGUCUGAAGUUGAUAGAAACAUAAUACACAUUUAUGUGUGUGUUAACUGUUUGUGUGGUGUGUAAAGUGGGAAUUGAUACCUUAAAGAUACAUAAUACACAUUUAAAUGUGUAAAUUGUGUGUGUGGCAUGUAAAGUGAGAACUGAUAUGUUGAUGAUAAUAAAUUCUGUUUAUGAAAAGUAUGUGCCGAUAAAGAAUUUAAUUGUUUCUUUUGAUGUUGUAUAUAACACAGGAUUUACAUAAUAUAAACUGUGUUAUUACCAACAUCAGAUCACCAUGAUAUGGAAUUAUCAUUUCAAACAACCAUAGCAUCGAAGGUGGCAGUAUAUAUCAUCUUUUUCAUGUUUCAUUAUUGAUCAAUGAAUAACAUGUAUGUUUCAAGAAUGCUUGUACAUGUAUUAUAAAUAAUACCCGGUAGCAAUUCAUGAAACUGUUAUUUGGCCUGAUGUAUCACUUUUGUUAAUGGUCGUCUGAUAAAGUUUCAGUUUUGCUUGUAAUAGUGGUUGGUAUUUUAUGAUUUUCUGAUAAGCAAAUCUGUGAUUUAAUUAUGUUGUUUUCAAUGCUAGUAAUUUACUUUAUAAAAUCAAAGGUUUUUUUUGUAUAAUCAUUCGUAGCUACAUGGUUGUAAUGAAACCAUAGACACACCAUAACACACACAAAAAUUGUUUAUACAUUUUAGUGCUGUUUGUACCACUAAAUAGCUCAAACCACGUAAGAAAGUACACAAAAACAUUUUCAUGCUUUACCAAAUCAUUUAUCAUGUGAAUUGGUAAAAAAAUUUGAAUGAUAAAUACCUUGUACAUGUAUAAAGAAUUAUUACUCCAAAUGAUCCUAACUAUCUGUCUGCUUUGAAAUACUGCCAGUUAUUUCUUACCUACAGUAUUUUAAAACAGAUAGAUAAUCAGAAUCAGUUGAAUUAUGAAAUCAUAUACACGUCUGUACAUUAUUUUACCUGAAUAGUUUUAUUUUGACAUACUGUAAACGUGGCUAUUUUCACGGGGGUUUUAAUUUCGCGAUUUCGAUAUGUAAACUAUAUGCAUGGGGGUAAUUUUUGCGAUCAAUCCACCCAUUUGUAGUUCAAAAUUGUGCAAAUUGAUAUAAAAUAAUUAUGCUUCAAAAGGACUCCGAGUAAUUAGCAUAAAUUUCCCCCAACCCCUGUGUAAAUUUCCACGUUUACAGUAUGUAAAUUGCACGACAAAGAGCUAAAAAAUAAUUUGAACAUUUCUUCAUAAAGUUAUAAGUUGAUGUUCAAUUGUUUUUAGAGUUUAUCAGCUUUUAUAAUAUUGAAUUAGAAAUACAAAUCUGAUGACGGUGAAUGUUGAGUUUUGUAAUAAUAUCAAAGAUUUUUAUAUUAUAUACAUCAUGUUUUACACACAAGUUUCUAUAAAACUGGAAGUAUAGUGUUCAGCAACAUUAUAAUAAAUGUGUUACUUAUUGGUUGUAUAUACAUGUUACAAUGUUUAUUGGUUUCACAAACUUUCUGAUUUUUAUUCUAGUAUAGCUAUUGAUUAUUAUGACCCUUUAAUGACUUAAUUUUAUUUUUUGCUCUUCAUAUAAGUCUCAUUUUUAUGGCAGUGUUGUUUUCAUGGUUUUCUCUCUGUGAGAUGAACUUGAACCAUUUUAACACGGCAGCUUACAUUUCUGGUAUAAAAAUAAUGCAAUAUAUUCUUCUCUAUUUGAAAAUACAUAUGUAGCACUGUACACAAUAUAUCAGUAUUCCAGACGAUACUUAGCUGUCUCAAGUGACAUUUUGCAUGUUGGUCAAUCUAAUUAAAAUCAGAUGUCCAUUUGCACUACACUGCUCCGUAUGAACAUGGAGAAAUGGACAGUAGCGUAGUGCAAAUGUACAUAUGAUUUUAUUUAGAUUGCAUGUUGGUGGAAGGAGAGAGUGAAAUAUUUACUUCUGUAUCAGGGUUAGAUAUAUACAUACAGUUUUAGAAUCUGGUAUGGAAAAGUAUGAUAAUUGGCAGAGUGAUAUUUGUUUUCAAAAAUAUACAUUUGUAGUCACUAACAAAUUAUUAUAGAUUAUAUUGAUGUGUGUAGCUUCAAGCCACAAGCAAUAACCUGGCCUGUCAAUUCACAUUCAAUUUAAAGUCAUAACUGUUAAUUGUGUGUAUUGACAGGCAAGGCUGAUGCCUGUGUUUUAUUAAUGACCAUUUAUAAAAAUGUAAGGUUCCUCAGGUGAAAAGUCCAACUGGUUUUUUUUAGGUGAUGAUAAUUAUUAUCUCUUCCAUGCAAUAUACAUUGUGUUCUGAAACCAUGAAAUAGUCCAAUCAGAUAUCAAAAAUCAUAAUUAUUACUGGGAAAUAAAGCAUUUGCAACCAG